This is a messenger RNA of Helianthus annuus (common sunflower), 1713 nucleotides long. RefSeq names its product sucrose transport protein SUC8. The record is from RefSeq and is a predicted model, not a curated record. Gene Ontology annotation, molecular function: sucrose:proton symporter activity. NCBI's taxonomy places the organism in Eukaryota, Viridiplantae, Streptophyta, Magnoliopsida, Asterales, Asteraceae. The transcript is spliced from 4 exons. Bases 1 to 1569 code for a protein of 522 amino acids. Gene Ontology annotation, biological process: sucrose transport. Gene Ontology annotation, cellular component: plasma membrane; vacuole.
AUGGAAGGUGGUGGCAAUUUGAGCAUGAGCAACAAUAAGCUUCCCCCUCCACCACCACCAUUCUAUUUUCAAUCAUCACUGCCACCACCACAAAGGCCGAUAUGGCAGAUAGUAAUGGUGGCAGCCAUUGCUGCCGGUGUGCAGUUCGGGUGGGCACUACAACUCUCCCUCCUCACUCCCUAUGUCCAGCUCCUCGGUAUCCCGCACAAAUGGUCCGCAUACAUCUGGCUAUGCGGUCCAAUCUCUGGCAUGAUUGUUCAACCAGUUGUUGGCUACUAUAGCGAUCGUUGCACCUCCCGGUUCGGCCGUCGUCGACCUUUCAUCGCUGGUGGCGCCACACUCGUUGCGAUCGCCGUGUUUUUAAUCGGCUACGCAGUCGAUAUCGGUGUGGACACCGGUGAUAAACUUUACGCCACCACAAAACCACGUGCGAUAGUUAUUUACGUACUAGGGUUUUGGAUUCUAGACGUUGCUAACAACAUGCUACAAGGCCCUUGUAGGGCCUUACUAGCGGACCUAUCCAGUUCGGAUUCUACCAGAGUCCGAACUGGGAAUUCGCUCUAUGCCUUCUUUAUGGCCGUUGGGAACGUUUUCGGUUACGCGGCGGGAUCGUACACUCGUCUUUAUAAACUGCUUCCUUUUACGAAAACGCAUGCAUGUGAUGUUUAUUGUGCUAACUUGAAAACAUGUUUUUUUAUAUCCAUUGUCUUGCUUUUGACAAUUACGGUUUUAGCCCUAGCCACGGUGGAAGAGGACAUUUAUUGUCCGGAUUUAAACGCUGAAGAGAGGGGUGGAGAUGAUAGAAAGGUGUUUGGUAAGGAAAUGUUCAACGCAAUAACGUCGCUUUCACGGCCGAUGUGGAUAUUAUUGUUGGUCACAUGUUUUAAUUGGAUUGCGUGGUUUCCUUUUUUGAUAUUUGAUACGGAUUGGAUGGGACGGGAAGUUUACGGUGGUGAAACAAAGGGAAAUGAGCUGUACACGAGUGGAGUUCAUGCCGGAGCGUUGGGUUUGUUGUUGAAUUCGGUGGUGGCUGGGGUGGUGUCACUGGGAAUUGAGCCGUUGGCGCGGGUUUGUGGUGGGGUGAAGCAGUUGUGGGGCGGUGUGAACUUGCUUCUUUGCGUGUGUUUAGGGAUGACCGUUGUAAUAUCGAAGAUUGCGGAGGGUUCAAGGCAUAGUUUCUUGACGGUUGAUGGAGGCGCAGCCACUACUCUACCGCCUUCCUCCGGUGUUAAAGGCGGUGCUCUCACUGUUUUUGCUGUUCUCGGCAUUCCUCUCUCUAUGAGUGUGACAUACAGUAUUCCUUGUGCGUUGGCUUCUAUUUUCUCUAACGACUCUGAAGUAGGACAAGGUCUAUCUUUAGGCCUUCUUAACCUCGCAAUUGUUAUACCACAGAUGUUUGUAUCAGUAGCAAGUGGACCAUGGGAUUCUAUCUUUGGGAAUGGAAACUUACCAGCGUUUAUUGCAGGAGCAGUUGCUGCGGCGAUUAGUGGAAUAUUAGCAUUCACUCUGCUUCCAUCACCACCUCUGGACGGGGCACUUGCAAGGGUUUCUGGGGCGUCAAUGCACUAAGAUUGUAUGUCGUUAAGUUUACUCUCGAUCUAAAUGUGUAAGGAUUUACUUGAAAACAUGUUUGCGGUGUGCUUAAAAAUGGUUGGCAUAUCGUAACGUAAGGUGAACUUACCCAAGAUUGAUAAUAAAAUGGUACUUAGGUUG